AUGGCCGCCUCUUUCCGUGCUUUGAACUGCCUUCGUAAGCUAAAUAUCGGCGGUUUAAGGUCUCCGGCAAGGCUCUUACCAAGGGUAUUUGUCAUUUUUGAUAUGGUUGUAGAAGUUUUGUAUGUUUCCUUUGUAGCUAAGUGCCUCUUUGUUGUAGGUUUUGGGUGCCAAUGGCUGUCAACAUCAGCAAAUUCGGGAUUUAUCUAUCCAUGAGCACCAUAGUAUGAAACUUCUUCAAGAAGCAGGAAUACUUAUACCACAGGGAGGUGUAGCCAGAACUCCAGAACAAGCUUAUGAAAUCGCUAGUACUAUGGGUACGUAUUACUAACGAGAUUAGCUUCAAAGCUAAUCAAUUUACUAUAUGGAAAUACAGUUCAGUGGAACCUCGACUCCGCGUAAAACAAGAAUGAAUGUAUAUUGUAUUGGCAGGGUUGUCAGAAAGUUUUGAAGUAGACAGCUGAGUUUUCAAAGUAAGCGGCCAGUCCAAGGAUAUUUUAUUUAAAAAAACGCCAUCCAUAAGGAAAUGCCAAGCAGAGUAGCCGACCGAUACUAACCAAGUAGGUGACGAUUUUCAGUGGCAGCCGGCUACUUUUGACAACCCUGUAUUGGCUGGGACAAAGCAUGUGGCUUUUGUAAAUAGGUGGUCGUAAAUAGAGUUUCAACUGUGUUGUCAUGUAUGUUAUAGUUCUGGUUAGUUGAGUUGGAUAAAAUAACGCCAGUCAACUGCUGAGCAGAAGUUAGCUGGAUUAAACACCAGGCACAAAGUGCUCAAAAGAUGGACAGUGCUAUCCACCGGAUAGAUCACUAUCCAGUGGAUAAGUAUUGGGAAAACCAAUUGCACUAUUCAGUGGAUAGAGAUUUAUCUGGUGGUUGGCACUAUCCAUCUUUUGAACAACUGGGGCCUGCUGGACCAACCUUCAACAUCCUAAGUGUGACAUUUCACAUCUGCCAACACGAAGGGGUAGACAUACAGAUAGACAAACGGACAGACAAUUUUGUCACUACCAAAAUGUCUGAGAUGCAAAGAUAACCAAAUUUCCUUACCCAUGGUGCUAUGCUGCAGGGGUUUCACACGCGGAGAGCUCGGCCAUAGGGAAAGCUGUUUCAUGCAAAAUGAUUUUAGUAUUAACCACGCUUUCUGGGCACUUGCAGAACCUCUGCUUUAGCAUUGGUGCUUCAAUCAGUGACACAUUGGUGACUUUGUACACUGAUAUCAUGGAUGUACUGUGUUUCUAAUUAUUUUUUUUCCAGGCCUUGAGAGUGACUCUGACAUGGUAGUCAAAGCUCAGGUUCUUGCUGGUGGACGUGGAAAAGGCACUUUCGAGGGAGGGCUCAAGGGGGGUGUCAGGAUUGUGUUCUCGUGAGUAAAAUAAUAUACUGUGGAGUGAACUUACGUAUUUAAUUUUACAUGCGUUACCUACUGUAAUUUAAUGUCCUAUUAAGCUUUUAAUUUUUAUUCAUGUAUAAUUAAUUUUAUGCAUGUCUACUGACAAUAUGCAAAAUGUUUGUUGUUAUUUUGCUUCUGUACUUUCUGUUAUUGUGCAUGAAAACAUAACCGCAUUUGAUACGCAUGAUUGAUGACUGCAUAGUGAUAGUAUAUAAUAUUAUUGCCUAUGUCUUAUAUUAUUUUAGGCCAGAGGAAGCUAAAGAAAUGGCAUCCAGAAUGCUUGGUAAAAAACUCUUUACAAAACAGACGGGAGAACAGGGAAGAAUAUGCAAUGAAGUAAGUCCACAUAACCCCAUACAUUAAUUAUGCAUACAUGUUUUGACUCUAUCCAUGUUAACUAUAUUAUUUACUACAGGUCUACAUUUGUGAAAGACUCUAUGCAAGAAGGGAAUACUAUUUUGCAAUUGCUAUGGAAAGAGCAUUCAAGGUAGGCUGACUGUAAAUGUGCCUAUAGCCUAAUUGUAAUACAAAUAGACUGAUGUUGUAAAGCAGCAGACUCAAAUGUUGGAUAGCACUAUCCACUAUUGUGCUAAAGUGGAGAGUGUUAUCCACCUUUUUAUCAUCUGGGUCCAGACCACUCUUGUUUGAAAAUUAAUUACCGUACAUGUUGGAAAUUACAUUAUGGAAAUCUUGUUGGUGGAUAAUAUUGAGGCUCAAUUCAUAGACAUUAUUGUGCCACCCGUCUUAUGAUAAAGAGCUGUGCCCACUAAGUGUUAGUCCGAACUGGCCAACCAGACCAGUCCAGUCGUAAAGAGAAUUUCAUUUAUUAUUCAGAACUGUCCAGUCACAUCACUCUGUUUCUAAAAUGCUACAUUUAUGCAUGGCAGUAAUGGUUUUUCUUUAGCAAAUUGAUUCUCGGUGUUCUUGGUAUAGUUCAUUUUCCAUUAUUUGAAGUACCCUAGUAAUGAAGCCUUCCUGAAGGAAGGUAUUGCAAUAAGCGAACCCCCCUCCACCUACGUAUUUGAAAGGUCUGGAAACCUUCACGUGGAACUGAAGUACGGAUAUUUUCAGUAUUGUUUUGAAUUGGAAUAAUGAUGGCGACACAGACAAAAGGGCAGAAGGGUCAGUGUCUGUACAAUAAUAAAUGGUAACUUGACCCUCAAUACAAAGUCUGGGGUGAGUUCAUUCAAGGCAGAAAAGAGAAAAACUUUGUGAAAAUGGUGUGACUGGUUAACAGAGCGUGUUGAAAUCUCACACCAGAGACAAAAAGCUCAAACAAAACAGCAGGUAUAAAGGGAAGCUGUCAUUCUACGGCAUGCAAAGAAAGUAGUGUCCGACAGCCCGGGGCUAGUGGAUUUUACUAUCAGGCUAGUGAAUUCUGUUUUUAACUUGCCGAUGGGCAAGUGAUGUUUUUUGAAGAAUUCGAAUAACAGAAGAACUGUGAAAUCAAUUCUGCUCGUCAAAAAGCUUUUGGGUCUAAUUGAAAUGACAUCUGGGCUAGUAAAUGCCGAAUGGCAAGUUGUAAAAAUGAUUUUCUUUGCACCCUAUUCUAUGUCACACCAGAUGAAACACUGAGAAAAAAGUUUAAACAGUGACUCGUAGGGGGUACUUUUGAUGAACUUCAAGGUGUUUCAUCUGGUUAUAAAACACUGUGCCAAAUGCUUGAUAUCACUUCUCAAACAAAAUGACUUUAGAAGGAGAAAAUAGGGAUGCAAAAAUGAGCAGUUUUUCAUCUGAUUUCCAAACACUCAUUAAACAUUAAUUUCCUUUGUAUUUUGGUUAUAAAUUAUUGAUGAGUUUGAGAAGAUCCAAACAUGCAUGAUCAGAUUGCAUCCUGUAAUUCCAGUCAUUCUUAGUGGAAGUCGAGUUGCUGGCUAAAAUAAUCAUGUACAUACGAUGUAAUUAAAUGCCUUGCAUUGAUUUCAUAAUAGUAACCUGCAGAUUAGGACUGCAGGCUCCUCUUGUCGCCUGUGGUAUGGAUUGUAACCUUUUACAAGGCUGGGUUACAAAUAAUUUCUGCCUGGUAACGUGUAGCUCUGAUGGACUGCGGAGCACGGGUCUACGCUGUAGAUCAUGAUUUCAAAAUCCUGGCCAGAUCAUGCUGGUCAUCAUGAUCAGAGACUCUGGGCCUUUAUUACAAUCUCGUGUCAGUUCAGAUGCUUGCAUCAUUGGACAGUUGUAGACUAGUAGACACUAACUUUUUAACCUGAAGGCAAAAUCCUAUGAUGGUACAUGUAAAUGGAACUUCUUUAUAAGCAGAAUAUUAAAAGUAGUCCUACACUGUACUUUAAUUCUCAAGAUAUGACAACAAAGAAUUGGAUUUUUUUUUGUGAAUUUUAGGGACCAGUAUUGGUGGGCAGCCAACAGGGAGGUGUUGAUAUUGAGCAAGUUGCCAAAGAAACGCCUGAUGCCAUUGUUAAGCAUGGAGUGGACAUUAUCAAUGGUUUGUAUCAAAUUAAAGCUCCCUCUUUGUAAAUCGCAGUAAUGUACAAAUAAUUAUUAUACCAGUAUUUGCAACAUUGAUAUUUUGUGACCAGUAAUGUUCCUGUUCAAAUGUACAUGUAUAUGGUAUGUAUUACUUUAAUGUGAGAUUUAAGUUGCCAGGGGUAGAACAGGCUUGCUAUUAACUUUCUCUGUCUAAACAGGGUGGGCUUAUACAUUUGUACAUAAAUCGUUUAUGUGUUACAGGUAAAAAUUAAAUUCAGGUUAAAAAUUUUGAACCUUGGUUGAUUAUCAAUUUUCUUUGUUGUUAAUUUUUUAAAAAAAACCUGAAUUUAAUUUUGACCUGUAACAUACAGGAUGUAUGAAAGGGAGGGGUUGGAGGGAGGGGAGGUCAAUGGAGGAUUUACAAUGUCCAUGCCUAGUCAGUAAAAGGACAAGCAUGCUGACAGCUACCUGUUAGUAAUACAUAAUUCAAGAUUAUCAAUCACUUUCCCAAUUAAAAGGUUUAUCAAAAAAUGAAGCAUUGGAGUUUGCAAGAAAGAUGGGAUUCAGUAAACAAUGUGUGGACCAGGCUGCAGACUGGAUGAUUCGCUUGUAUGAUCUGUUUAUCGAAAAAGAUGCUGUCAUGGUUGAAAUAAACCCAAUGAGUGAAGAUCUGCUGGGCAGAGGUAUAAUUACUGUUUUCAUUGUUAUUGGCCGUGUCAUUCAUUGUUAAACAGAUGUAAAAUAAUAAACGAUAAGUAUUGUUUAAGCAAUAGAAAAUGUUUUUCGUGUUUGCUUGGCCUGAUAUAAACACGAGAGGGGUUGGGAGAAUUUGAGACAGUUUUUUCAAAAGGCUUACAGUGUAACUUUCUUACAAAUAAUUGCUCAUGAAUUUGAAUUGCAGUUGUCUGCAUGGAUGCCAAGCUUCUCUUUGAUGACAAUUCAGAAUUCAGGCAGCCUGAUGUGUUCACGUUGAAGGAUUGGUCACAAGAAGAUGAGAGGGAGGUGGAAGCUGGACAAGCAAACCUUAACUACAUAGGUCUUGAUGGAAGCAUUGGAUGCUUAGGUAACCUUCAUAGCAAUUUGGAAUAGUUUAGUAGCCUGUUCCAGGCUCUCAGAUAGUGGGGAAGAUGCGGAAGUGAAAGCCAUGUGAAAAGUUGGCGAAAAGUUUCCUCCCAUUUUAUUUUCAUGUUCUCUCUUUCUCAAUCCCCGCCUGCCCGACUAUCUCGGAGCCUGGGACAGGCUAUUGACCACUACAGAAAAUACCAUGAUAUACCACAAUACUCUUUGUUGGUCACUCCAAAAUUUUGCAUAAGCAGUGUCGUCAGUUUCUCUUGGGAGUUAAAAUGGCCCCACGAGAAACUGAAAACAAUGCUUAUGCAAAAUGUAGUGGUGGUUCAUGUAUGUUAUGGUAUUUUAUGUAGUGGUCAAUUAGUGUAGGUAAACAGCAGUAGGAUGUUCUGCCAUAUCAGUCUUUCAUUUUUACGGGCCUUGUUGUUCAAAUGGCAAAACGGAUGAUAGUACAGUGACUUUUUCUACUAUCCUCUGAAUGAAUUAUCAGCUUUCUCCAAGAAGACAGAUGCGUACCAUUGGGACCAGUGCUUAGUGUUCAUCUUUAUUGAGAGAUGUCCUGAAGAAAGGCAGGGAUCAUCUCUACGUGCCCCUUUAAGAUUGCUGUCCUCCUUAUGAAGCAUUACAAAUGGACUGAAGAAUGAUGAGAACCAACUCUUAGGUGUCUCUGGUGUGUCAUCCACCAUACAGACAAUCAACGAACUUGAUUGAAGAAUGACAGGAUCCAACUCUAUCUGUCUGUUUUAGAGGGGUGGCCGUCGGGUGAAAUUUUAAAAAAAAUGACUGAAGAAUGGUAGGGACCAAGUCAUCGUGUCCCUAUUAGUGUGGUGUUCAGUAACGUACCUUAUAGAGAGUAAGAGAAAGGCAAGGCCAACUUUACAUGACACUGGGGCGACUUUUGCACUGGCACAAGUUCACUCCAGUUGCCAUUCGUAGCUCUGUAUUUGUUUACAUGAUACCACCACAAACUGUCAUGCUGGCAUGAGUCACACCGGUGUGAGUUCACUGCGGCACAAAAUUUCGCAACAGUAUCAUGUAAACUCAAAAAGACCACUCGUUUCAGUGUGAAAUCGGUCUGCUGGCAGACUGGAAUGGGUAGCGCAUGCGUAAUGUUUACGAUUUUGUCUUGCACUUGUAUUUUAUCAACAUGAAGUGUACCUUCAUGACCAUCAUAUAAACGAAAUAUGAAAUGACCCAAUCAACAAGUUAACGGGGUACAAAAUCAAGAAGCCAUCCAGGUAUGAAACUCGUGCUGGUGCGAGCGUUCUCAUGUGAACACCCCCUGAGAUGUCCUUUUCAUUGUGCUCUCCGCCCGGGGGGGGGGGGGGGGANCCCUUAACCUAUACCAGAGCUAGUUCAGCUGAAUUUUGCUACCCUAUACUAGAGUAAACUCCCCAAAUCCCCCCUAUCCUAGAGUAGCUGUUUCCCUUGUCUAGAUAAAAUCUUCAACCAACUGAUCAGUUUCCUGAAAAAUGAUACCCUAUUCUAGACCCAAACGUUUAUAUACCCUAUCCUAGAGUAAACUGCUUAAAAAACCAUACCCUUCACAGCGGCACAUACCUAUAUAGCCCAUAUAUGACAGUACCCCCCCCCCCGGGGGGGCUCUCCGCCACAUAGCGAGCCAAAGAAAAAAUCGAUUGGAGCCAAUUCUAGGUUUCCUUUUCAGGGAUUCAGUGAAAGGUCUUGAGUAAAACCCUAACAUGAGAUCUUGCUCGCACGCUAUUGACUUACUCACUGAUAAAACAAUUACAGGACGUGAGUGUAAUUUUGGAUUUUUCCCCUUUAAAAAUUGACAACAGUAAAUGGAGCGGGUUUAGCCAUGGCCACAAUGGAUAUUAUAAAGCUUCACGGUGGUGAACCAGCAAACUUUCUGGAUAUUGGUGGUGGAGCUACAAUAGAUCAAGUCAAGGCUGCUUUCAAGAUCAUCAGUGAGGACAAAAAGGUACAAUCUACACAACGAUGCUUCAUUACUGUUUCGCAAAGAUGAUCAGGAACUAAAAAAUUUUUUUUUUUAUUUGGUUGUGCUUCCCACUAAGACCUUUUCUACGGUAUUGUUUGAGGUGCGGCGUUUGUAAAACAAAAGAUACAUUGUAAAUUGCCCAAAAGAGUUUCCGACGAUCAACCAAACUUCGUUUACUUUAGAACCCGAACAUUAUAUCACUAUCCUCCAAUACCGGGCGUGUUUUUAAAGGCCAAGGAAAACGAGAGGUUUCUGAGAACCUCGUUCCAGCUUGUGAACACGUGAAUUAUUAAUAUUACUGAAGGGAAACGAAAAACAGUUCGAGUUAACGGGGAAUUCGAGUUAUCGAGGUAAAUUUCAGUGAAAGUUUGAUCAAGGGAAAGGAAAUUUAGCUCGAAUUAGAGGGGAAUUCGAGUUAUCCGAGUUCGAGUUAUCGAGGUUCUACUGUAUUUUUUUGUUGUUGUUUCAGUAAGAUUAACUUUGAUUAUUUUGUUUUUUAAUGUAAUGCGCAGUAUUUUUUUGCGUAGAAUUAACACCAUAUGCUUUAUUCAAGGUUCACGCCACCCUUGUAAACAUUUUUGGUGGUAUUAUGCGCUGUGACAUCAUCGCUGAAGGAAUCAUUGCUGCUGCUAGGGAGCUGGACCUUAAUAUGCCUGUUGUUGUACGGUUGCAAGGUAGGAAAUAUCCAAAAAGCAAAUCCCUCUCUACAAAAUUGAAGUUGUAUCGUAGGGUUGGGGAGACAUUUAGUGUGUAGGUGCAUAAUUAGGUUUAUAAAUCAACCUCUUAUAUAACUGUAUAUGUCCUUUAAUGGCUUUCGCGAGGGCACCUUGCCGAAGUCGUUGUUGGCCGUCUGCUGGAUAAGGGUAAUCUGCGAGCAGGCUUACUUGUGCGAGGUCGUGGCAAAGAUGUUAGGCUGAUUUAGCAACAGAACGAGAACGUCAGUUGACGACGGCGAGCACAAACUAAACAACCGGCUUGACCAAUGGCAGAGCGGCAAAUUGGGCACCGGAAGUGGUGUUGAGUCCUUUCCGCGCGCUUUCCCGUCGUCAACUGACGUUCCCGUCCUCUUGCUAAAUCAACCUAAUAGCAGCGCUAGGCGGCAUUACUGGUAAGAAUAAUGGCGAGAGAAAGUCACUUUUCCUCGCACGUAGGCGGCUCCGACGCCAAAAUUUUUCCCGAGCUCGGCCUCUGGGAGCAAGUUUGUAUGUCCCUACGGUGGCGAAUCCAGGGGAGGAGCCCCCCCCCCCCCCCCCCUCUUUUUUUUCAAAACAACGACCCCGAGGGCUCAAAAAAAAUUUUUUUGUUAUGACACCACCCACCCCUCCGCCCUUUAGCGUCUCUAACCCUCCCUCCACACCCCUCCCCACCACGACAGUAGGGGGCCCCCGCGCCAAAAUUUUUCCCGAGCUCGGCCCCGGGGGGAAAAUUUUGGUGUCCCCACGGGGGCGAAUCCAGGGGGGGGGCCCCCCCCCCCCCCCACCUUAUUUUUAGACCAAACUUAGGCCCGAAGGGCUGAAAAAACUUUUUUUUGAGACAGGCCCCCUCCCCCUUAUCUCAUGGUCUUGAUGACCGCCCCCUCCCUCCCCCUCCCCCUUAUCUGAAGAUCUGGAUCUGCCACUGUCCAACACGUCUGGCUCUUUACACAUGUUCCAAAACUCGGAACACCCAGAAAUAAGUCAAAUGAAUGGGAAAAAAAAAUUUUACAAUUUAGGGUUGGGGGCUACUUCACAUUUCACCUAUUGCCAGGUUUUCUGGGUUGUUUUGGGGGUUUCUCGGACAGUUCCGGUGUUCCCCGUUUUAGUACAUGACGAUUCUCUGGAUGAAGUCCUUAGGUGUGACUACUCAAAAUAGUUCAGUCUCCUUGACAGUAACUGUACUUUGGGAUGUUUGUUUCUCUGUAUUUUACGGGAAAAAAAAAUCCAUUUUCGCUUUAGAUUUGAUUUUGCGCACGCUUAAUUGUUUUGCGUGUUUUUGUUAAGUCGUAGAGGGAUGAGAAAAAUAUCUUUUCUUGAGAUCUUGUACUAACAAGUUAUGUGAGUGCUAGUUAACUGCUUUACAAUAAAGUGGGUGGUGGUAGCCUGAAAAAAGCCGACGUUUCGCGAGGCCACAAUGGUUUCCUCGCGAAAUGACGCCUGGGGAACGAGCACAGAGAUUCCAUACUGAUGACGUGUCACUACCAAGAUCUGGGUAUCGCUCCUGAUUGGUUGAAGUUAUUUUCCUCCCGGCACGACUACUUGUAAUCAGAAGAACUACCCAUAACUGGGUAGUAAUACGUGACCACUAUGGAAUUUCUGCUCUCGCAACUCGGACGUCAUUUCGCGGGGACACCAUUUCGCUGUUUUUUCAAGCUAGGGUGGGAAAGGGAGUCUCCUUUCGCUACUGGUGCUGCAAGUAACACCAGAGAAAUCAGGUAUAAUAACGUGUUAUCUCCCGUUUUUCUUUUAGGAACUAGAGUGGAUGAUGCCAAGGCACUGAUCGCUGCCAGUGGGCUGAGAAUUAUCGCUUGUGAUGACUUAGAAGAAGCUGCUGAGAUGGUGAGUUAGUUCAUUUUAUUUCAAGAAGUUACUUAGGCUCCGAACGUACUAAACGUUUUCGAGUUAGCGGGGAAUUCGAGUUAUCAGGGUAAAUUUCAGUGAAAGUUUGAUCAAGGGAAAGGAACCGCCGCCUGGUUAGUUCAGUUGGGAGAGUGCCUGUCUGCCGAGCGGGAGGUCGCGGGUUCAAACCUCGGCCGGACCAACACUCAGAGUCUUUAAAUAACUGAGAAGAAAGUGCUGCCUUUGUAAUGACAUCUGCAAAAGGUUAGACUUUCUAGUCAUCUCAGAUAAGGAAGAAAAACCGUAUCCUUCUCACAGCACUUUCACUUAUCUGUUCUUGUGGGACGUAAAAGAAACCACAUCACUAUUCGAAAAGAGUGGACCCCAGCGCUGUGGCCAACCAACCUUUACGGGUUGUGGGAUUUGGUAGGGAUGGCACCUGGCAUGGGACCUGAGUCCGGUUCGUGCACAUUCCCUCUGGGCGGGCCUGUGUCCAGAAAAGUUGGUAAAUAAAUAAAUAAAUAAAUAAAGUAAAUAAAUUUAUUUCGAGUUAGCGGGGAAUUCGACGAGUUAUCCGAGUUCGAGUUAUGUAGGUUCUACUGUACAAUUAAAUAUUUUUAAGAAGAAAUUUUCAAAUCCGAUCAAUCAACUACUCAAUAUCAACUUGAGAGAAUGAUUAUUUUUGUAACCGCUGAAGCCGACCCCAAAUAAAAAUUCGUCUAGUAUGACCCCCCUAAAUAGGUACAAAAAUUUCCGCUUAUUCGCUCCUUCCCUGAUUUUGUAUCUUUGUCUCUGUCUCCAGCAGCAAAAUGAAUACACAGGCUAGCGCCGACAGCGUCCUUAUAACUGGUCGCGACUGGUUUUCACGAGCUGUAGUCGCUAAAUGUAUUUCGAAGUAAACCCGGACCAAAAACCUCUACAGAGUGGUAAAUUCAGGGGUCAUAUUUCCCUAUUCGUCGGCGUUAAAAUGAAAGACAAGCUUCCUGCUUUACACCCUUCUUUUUUUUUUUAAUUUUCACAACAACGAAAUAUCAAUUCUUUUUUAAAGAAAGAAAACAUUGCGAAAAGAAACAGUUCGGUUAUAUAUAAUUGUUAUUCACUUCUACUCACUUUUUUUACGUUUUGUUCACUUUUUCUUUUUCCUCUACUUUUCUCGGGAUCAUUUACGGUCGAGGACCAUUUGCGGUCCAUUUUGGGGGCGAUUUGGGAUUUGGAGAUCAUUUACUGUACAGGUCAACUCACUCAAAGAGCACGCGCGAGCGCUGUUGGCUCUCUUUUUUUUUCUUAUGAAUAACCCUUUUAGUGACCAUCAUCAGUUUUCUCCCAACGAUAUCCAUAGAUUGUCAAGAGACAAGGUUAUGAGAAUAAAUAAAAUGAUCACCUGAGAAAAAUGCUUUGAUCUUUUAACAAAUUCUCUCAACACAUUUUUUAAGGAAAUGUAUAGAGAUCAGUUUGGAGAAUUUGUAUUUCUAUAUUGAGGCUUAAAGGGUUAAAAGCUCGCAAAAGUUGACUUGACUGGGAGGGUGACCCUUUUUUUCUCUGUUUUUAUUGCAGGUUGUCCGUGUUUCCAACAUUGUUGAGCUCGCGCGAAGCGUAAAAAUGAAGGUCAACUUCGAGCUGCCUAUCUAGCGACAUUAUGUUUUGUGUAAUAUAGCAAUCAUCUGGUAGUUUGUUGGUUCUAUAUUCUUAAGCGGACCAGUAACUUUUGGUGACCUUUUUAAUCCCCCAUGAUGUGGUCAUUUCAAACGUGGCACUAUACUAAGAUAUUUUUUUCGGUGAAUGAAGAAAAAUGACAUGUUAGUUCAUUUAUGGAGUUGCGAGUCCUUGCCUUGAGCUUAUACACUUAAUACUGGUUUCUUCCUUUUCGACGGCAAGUGUAUUUAUGUCACAAAAUUUUUAUUGAUGUAUCUUUAUUCUCGGGGAAAGAGUGUAUAUCAUCAAGGC
Molecule: messenger RNA, 11320 nt
Organism: Porites evermanni
Lineage: Eukaryota; Metazoa; Cnidaria; Anthozoa; Scleractinia; Poritidae
Source: the annotation of a GenBank genome assembly